Molecule: messenger RNA, 2174 nt
Organism: Girardinichthys multiradiatus
Lineage: Eukaryota; Metazoa; Chordata; Actinopteri; Cyprinodontiformes; Goodeidae
Gene: hbegfa
Product: heparin-binding EGF-like growth factor a
Exons: 6
Coding region: 214-924 (236 amino acids)
Biological process (GO): epidermal growth factor receptor signaling pathway; positive regulation of cell population proliferation; positive regulation of mitotic nuclear division
Source: RefSeq, a predicted model, not a curated record
CUUCCAAGCAGCUGGGACAGCAGAGCUGCUCCGACUUUCCAACCUCACCUACCGCUCACAAACAGGCGGAAUUAACCUAAAAAGACAAAAAAUAAGAAUAAAAAAAAGGACAGCCAGAGGGGAAAAACUGGAGAAGACAGGAUAUUUACUGGAAUACAACCCGUUGAUCGUUUUCAAUCUGAACACGCCGUUAUUGUUCAAACGCUGGACACCAUGAGGAUUUUCACUGUUGCGGUUCUGCUUGUUCACUACUUGGUUAUGUCCAGAAUGGCCAGCGGGGCUGCAGUCGACAGAAUUGAGGGCGACAGGCAGCGGCGCACGACUGUGUUCAAUCUUUUGGACACAACCAGGGACAGGAGGGUAGAGGAGGAGCGCACAGGUCCCACGACAGUGCAGCAUGGCCAGCAAGGCAAAGAAGAGGAGUAUGAUGAUGAAUAUUACUACGAUGAUGAUGCUGACGAGGAAAUGUCUGGAGACUAUGACGUGGAUGGGCCACGAAUGGCCAUGUCAAGCAAACCAAAAGAUCCAUCAUCUGUCCUGGAGGCCAAAAAUACAGAGGGAACGCAAAAAAGGGGAAAGGGGAGAAAGAAGGGGAAAGGCAAGGGGAACAAGAGGAAUCCCUGCCUCAAAAAGUACAAGGAUUUCUGCAUUCAUGGCACCUGCCAGUACCAGAAGGAAAUCCGUGCCCCAUCCUGUGUGUGCCACACAGAUUACUCUGGUGAAAGGUGCCAGUUUAUUAUGCUGCCUGUGCAUACCACAGAGGGCUACAGCAGAACCACGGCUUUAGCGGUGAUAGCUGUGGUGCUUUCAUCUGUCUGCCUCGUCAUCAUCGGCCUGUUAUUAAUGCUAAGGUUUCACAAGCGUGGAGCAUAUGAUGUAGAGAGUGAGGAGAAGGUCAAGUUAGGGCUGGCGUCCAACAACUGAAGACACAAGCAGAGGCAUAAAAUGCAGAAAUUCUACCUCAAACUGGAAAAACAGAAGCGUGCUGCGAUAGGAGGUCCAUGGCGAGCCAUGAACUAGAUGCGAACUGAGAGCGCUCAGAUGGUUUGGUAUCAGAUCGGCUGUGAGUGACUUGAUCGGUAUCCCCACAGACGUCCAAAAGAGUAGAGGGCACCUUCUUGGAAAUGAAAUACCGGAUGGUUUAGAAGAUGGACUGAAGAUGGGAUUGGCACGAAGAAAAAAAGACGGAGGGAUGAUGUUUGGACUCUGCUCUGCUUCUUGAAAAGAAAAUGUUUCGAGUGGAACUAAAAACUUUAAACAGCAAGGAUAGCUCAAUCUGGACUCUUUUUUUUUCUCUCAUGAGAAAACAUUUUGUAUUUUCCUGCACAUCUUUUUCUUUUUUUCUGUACAGUAAAUGUUAUAUUUAUAAGUUUAAUUUAUUUAUUUAAAUGUAUUUAUAGGGAUAUUAAUCCCUCUAGUAGUUUUUAAAAAUGUAAUGUUACAAUUCUUUUUAUAUUUGCUAUUAAACAAUAUUUAUUUAUAAAACAAACAACGAAAUCGCAAAAGCUCUUUGACGCAUUUAGAAUUUUUUUUCAUGUAACCGGCUUUACGUCUCGCAAGCCCAAAGUGAUCCAAAGCACUGUAAUUAACAAAUUCCAAAUGAAAUGUUUAUUUGGGUAAUUUUAUUCUUUUAUUUAAAUUAUUUUUACAAAUUUUUGUUCAAAUAAGAACAUCUCUAUGGAAGCUACCAUCCCAUACCCGGUAGGUUUAGUUGCAAUGGGAAACCAGUAUAUCCUAUAGUGUUUUGGGUCUUUGCUAAAUGGCACAUUAGUGUUGAAGAUAAGGGUGGGCAAUUUCCUCAGCUUGACUUUAUCCUGCAGGCUCAGGGGUUUUAAGGCCAGAAAAUUAGGGUCUUUCUGUGUCCAGCUUCUGUUUUCUAAAAACAGGUCAGCAAUGGUUUUAAUAAGUUUCUGCACCAGCUAUACAGGUGGUGCAGCCUCUCUGCCUCUCUUAGUGUAUGAGAACAGAAUCCAGUAUCAAAUGGACUGUAAGGAGAAAUGGGUGUGUGGGGAUAAGUUGAGUUGCUUUUGUCUUAUCAGAGGAGAAAGUGGCAAGCUGUCAAAGUUAAAAAUGUGAAUUAAAGUGUUCGACCCUUUCAAAUCCGGAUCUGGAAUUUUUGAAGUGAUGAUUUGUGAUUGACUUGUUCAUUGCAAAAUAAUAAAAAAUUAUCAUUA